AUGAAGUCGUUGUGCUAUGUACUCGCUAUAAACUUCGUUUUGACUGCCGCUAAUCCUUUGGACGCAAGAAACUCCAGCGAUGAAUCACAAUCGAGAAAAGUAAAGCACACGAUUUCAAGAAUUUUCCGCAUACCUAACAACCAGGCGAAAACGGUUCACGAUGAUGGAUACUAUGAACAGUUGAUGAAAAUGUUAUCAAGCGAAUCUGUGGGAACGUCAAAAUUGGAUGAAAAGGAAACUGGUACAGAUUUAACUGAUGUUGAUAAUUUGCUAAACAAAAUAGAAGGUGUAUAUCCUGAGUCUGAAUCGCAAAAUGAAAUACAUAUACAAACAAACAAAAACGUACAUACCGACGGCGCUGUACGCGUACUUGGAACUAAAGAAAGAGAAUUAAAUGCAGAUAUAUUAAAUGAAAUUAUACAGAAUCUUACGGCUUCUAAUGGGUCUAAUUUGGGCGGCAAACAAAUUCGAAAUGGAAAAUUGGUAAUUUACUACGACGAAAACGAAAAUCCUAGCAAAGAUGCAAUUGAAAUAAAUGAAAAUAUUGAAAAUUCACGAUUGAAUAUUGCAAAUAAAAUUCGGAUUGAAGAAGCAGUACACAAUUUAUUCAUACAGCAUAAAGUGCCUGAACAUAUAUAUUAUGCCAUUAUAAGACGAAAUACUGACGCAAACGACCGCAUUAAAAAUCUUAUUAUUGCAUUUGUCAAAUUCAUAGGCAGCAAAGGACAACUAAAUUCGGAUAUAGUAAACAAAGUAAAGAUUUUGAUUGUUGAUAAUAAUAUUGACAUAGAUCUCGGGAAACUGCUUAUAACAGCGAACGCCGACGUUGGAGUUAUCGAUCUUGACACUGAACCACCAACAAAUACGGUUUCAGAUGUCAUGAAGAGCGUUUUUGAUGAUUCAGAUGUAGUUGAUAGUAAAAAAAAGAACCUAAAGAUAUCCGAUGUAACAACAACUUUAGACUCCACUGUGAUAAAUGAACUUGAGCCCGGUGUGGAAACACCCACAGUAAACUUGUCUAUAAAUACAAAAGAUUCUACUUAUCCUUCAAUUACGUCUAAAUCGUUAAACACUUUAAGAGACAUUGUACACAGAGACAAUUCACAUGAAAUUAUAACAACUAAAGAAGGAAAUAGAAAGUUAUUAAUUCCCUCUGAAGUUAAUACAAAAGAAAGUGUAAAUUCUGUGCACACAAAUAUUACUUCUAACAAAAAUGUCCAUGAAGCACAAAAAAGCGGAACUGACAGUAUAUUCCGGACAAUUGUAGAUAAUAAAUUAGCAAAGUCUAAGCCAGACAAUCGAAUCCUCUUAAAGCCGGUAAGUUCCGGCCUAAAAGUUAAAGUUCCUAUAUCCGGCAAUAUUACAGAAAUGAUAACGAGCAAAGAUAUCCUAAAUCAAAAGAGGACACAGCAUCAUAGUUUAAAAACGAAGUUAGACUUUGAAACUUUAAAAAAGAUUUUAAAUGAAGUUAUGGGUAAUAACUUUCCAUAUUUACAACAAGUAGAUCCAAAUGUUCCUGUCUUCUCAAAUAUACCUGUAGAAGAUUACUUAAAUUAUAACAACGGAAAGCCAUUCCUCAUAUAUGUUGUAUUUCCAGAAUCAGAAAAAUCUAAAAUAUCUGACCCUGUACACCAAACACUUAUCCCCACAGAAAAAGAAAAUUUUUAUGUAGUAGCUGAUGAUAUUAAAGCUAUUAUAAGAAAUUAUUUUGUAAAUGCCAAAACCACACCGGAAUUAUCUGGAGAACACGAUUUAAAUUCUAUUUUACAUGUAAUCAAGGACGAAAUCGCUAACAAGAAAGUAGAACAACCCAUUAAGGAAACCAAUCAACGUAUACCUGAUAAACUUUCGCCAGACUUAGUUAUUGAUAUAAUAGCCAAAAUCAAAAACUCUAUUGGAAGACAUCGCCAAAAUGAAAUGCAAAAUUCUGAAAAUACUGAAAAGGAAGUGAUUGAAAAUAUUAUUAAAAAAAUCUAUGACUCCAAAGUAGAUAAAAAUAAAUUAAAUAACAAAGAUAAUCUCCUCGAUAUUAUAGAAACGAUAAAUCAAGAAACUGUCACUGAUCAGCAGAAGAAAGAAAAUGACAUUUAUGAGCAAUUACUUAUUCUAUUUCCAAAUAUUGGCGACGAUACAAUUCGAAAGGACAUAGUUGAAAAAUUAAAAGAAUUGCUUCUGAAGCAUUCGCUCAAUGACGACAACACUAGAAGUAUAACAGAAGAUCCAAAUUUCUUUAAAAAAUAUCUGCAGGAAAUAUUGAAUCACAAAAGUAGUGCAAAUGAGAUUGAUAUGAUAAGUGAACAAGAUAGAAUAUAUAAUUUGGCAGAAGAACUUAUAGCACGAAUUAAAUAUCUACAGAUAGAAUUAGAAAAAAGAAAUAUCUCUCGACAGACACAAACAGAGCUUAUUAAAAAAGAAUUUCAAGAAGAACUUUUGAAAAUAAACACAGAUAGUAUUGCAUCCUGUGUUGAAAGAGCAAACAAAUUAGUAGAAUUAAGUAUUGAAAAAGUACUUCGGAAGAGUAGGGGAUAG
Messenger RNA from Pieris macdunnoughi, 2529 nucleotides. Lineage: Eukaryota; Metazoa; Arthropoda; Insecta; Lepidoptera; Pieridae. The record is from the annotation of a GenBank genome assembly.